Nicotiana attenuata is the source of this 1561-nucleotide messenger RNA. Its product is annotated as acetyl-CoA-benzylalcohol acetyltransferase-like. The record is from RefSeq and is a predicted model, not a curated record. The coding region runs from base 79 to 1407 and encodes 442 amino acids. The transcript has a single exon. NCBI's taxonomy places the organism in Eukaryota, Viridiplantae, Streptophyta, Magnoliopsida, Solanales, Solanaceae.
AACUCUUGAGAGCUUUGCAACAACCCUGCAUCACAUUUCCAUUUAGCCUUUCUCUCCUUUCCAUUGUAGUUUGCAAACAUGGGUUCCCAAUCUGCUGCCCUGCAAGUUAAAAUCUUAUCCACAACGUUCAUAACACCAUCCUCACCAACCCCAAAUCACUUACAAAAUUACAAGUUAUCUUUCUUUGAUCAAAUAGCUGAAGAUGUCCACUUGCCUCUUGUUCUUUUCUAUCCACCAAACGAGAAAAACUCCACUACGGAUGAACAACUAGAAGAAUCCCUAUCUAGAGUAUUAACCCAUGUUUACCCGAUAGCUGGUAGAUUUACAGAGGAUUUUUGCUCCAUAAAUUGCCUUGAUCAAGGGGUUAAAUUUGUAAGGGCAAAUGUCAAUAGUAAGCUCGAUGAUUUUCUUGAGCAAGCACACAAGGAUGUUAGUACAGCACUACUUUGUUGGCCUCACGAUACUUGGACUGUUGAUCAAGAUAAUUUAGCUAUUACACCUCUUGUUAUCGUCCAAGUAACAAGAUUUGAAUGUGGUGGUAUAGCUCUGUCAAUGAGCCACGCCCACAUUGCAAUGGACGGAUUCUCGAGUCUCUCUUUUUUGUACGAGUGGUCCAAAGUAUGUAGACUCGGAAUUCCCACAAAAGAAAUCAAUUUCCUGCGCUUUAAUUUGGGUGAAAUUUUCCCUACAAGGGAUUUAUCUAAGCUUUUACUGCCUCGUAUUCCUGGAGAGAAACGUGCAGAAAGCAAACUGGUCGCUAAGAGGUUAUAUAUUGAUGAAUCUGCUAUAUCAAAGCUAAGAGAAGAAAUGACAGGUUUGAGUUUCAAACCUACGAGAGUCGAGAUGAUUACAGCAGUUUUAUGGAGGGCUUUGAUCCGUGCUUCGGAAGCGAAAAACAUAAAUAUUAGGCGUUCUUUAAUGGGAAUCCCAGUCAACUUGCGCAGUAAGAUCUCUUUGCCUCAAAUUGAAAAGUGUUUUGGUAAUCUUGUAGUUGAUUCUCCAGUAAAAUUUGUACCGGUGGAGACCAAGAUGGAGCUGAAUAACUUGGUGGCAUUGAUAAGGGAUACAGUGCAGAAAACUAUUGAGUAUUGCAACAAGGAAUCACCAGAUGAGAUAGUCUCUGCGGUUGCUCAUUUAUACAAUGGAAGUUUUCUGGCAAAUGAGUGGGGAGCCAGUAAUGAAGUUGACGCGUUUACGUGUUCAAGUUUGUGCAGGUUUCCUAUACUAGGAGCUGAUUUUGGUUGGGGGAAACCUUGCUUGAUGCAUUUUGGAUCCAGGCAUAAUCAAACUUGUUGGUUGUAUGAUGCAGAGUGUGGCAAUGGUGUCUGUGUGCAGGUGGAUAUCAAGGAAAGUUACAUGCGCUUCUUUGAAUGCGACCAAGAUAUCAAGGCUUAUUUUAAGUGGUGAUGAAUCAAUAUUUUACUUCAAUCUUUUGUUUGUUUUAAUAUUUUUACUUCAAUGUUUUGUUUGUUGGCAAUAAAGAAAAAGUUCCCUUUGUAAUGUCUUAUGAACUCCAAUUAUGUGUCACGGGAAAUUAAGUUACUGAGUUUUGAUCCCUCAA